AUGCACUUCUCAGUCUCGGUUUCCGGAUGCGCUGCAAGCUUACUGCAAGCAUCAAUUCUUCUCACGCCUUUCCUAUUCCCUAAUGUCGCAUGCGCAGCAGACGAUACGAAAAAGUCAAAGCCAGUGAGACCAUGCACAGCGCGAUCGGCAAAUCACAACCGCUUCUUCGACCUGAAUCCGAUAUGGGUUAAACCUCCUGAAGAUGGAAAGAAGAAGUCGAAAGAUGAGCGCACGACCAGUUGGUCCUCCAACGGGUACGACAUCGGCUACAAUUUCACAAUCAACUUCUGUGGACCGGUAGUAGAAAAGCUGGAAAAUGUUGUGGGCGUGGAGAAGGACAUGUGGAGAAACAUAAGCGCGUUUUACGAGAAGGGAGGGAAGACGUACAGUAUGGGUAUGCAGAAUGCCGAGCCAGUCUUUAGGGGAAAGAAGCUCGUUCUGAACUACACCGAUGGGUCACCGUGUGUCUCGAGCAAAUCGAAAAAAGCAGAGGGCUUAUUAGCCGACCGUGCGCUGAAAGGAGAUGACGACGUCGAUGACAACGAUGACGAUGCACCGCAAAAGCCCAAGGAUGGCAAGCGGAGGAAGCAGACCAUAAUAUCCCUGCUCUGCGAGAACGAUGCGCUCAAUUCCGAUGCCUCAAUCUCGUUCGUCGCUGCCAGUGAGGAUGAAUGCGCGUACUUCUUCGAGGCAAGAUCUUCUGCCGCUUGCGCUGGCAUUGAAAAGGAGUUCCAAACGGUCGGACCAGCUGGCGUAUUCAGCCUUAUCCUAUUUAUCGCUAUAGCAGCCUACGUUGUGGGAGGCUGCGUCUACCAACGCAACGUCAUGCACCAGCGCGGAUGGCGCCAGCUCCCCAAUUACGCUCUCUGGGCUGGUAUUGGCAGCUUCAUACGCGACAUGUUCAUCAUACUCACAUCUUCAUGUGCACGCUUCAUGCCCAGCAGGAGAGGCUACAGCAGAGUCAGCCUCAAUGGCGGUCGGCCGCGCGGGCACUCGGAGGAUGAAAAUCGGCUUAUAGAUUCGCUGGAUGAGGAGUGGAAUGACUGA
Pseudovirgaria hyperparasitica is the source of this 1047-nucleotide messenger RNA. RefSeq names its product mannose 6-phosphate receptor domain-containing protein. Lineage: Eukaryota; Fungi; Ascomycota; Dothideomycetes; Acrospermales; Acrospermaceae. Bases 1 to 1047 code for a protein of 348 amino acids. Gene Ontology annotation, biological process: vacuolar transport. The record is from RefSeq and is a predicted model, not a curated record. The transcript has 3 exons.